Molecule: messenger RNA, 4017 nt
Organism: Drosophila serrata
Lineage: Eukaryota; Metazoa; Arthropoda; Insecta; Diptera; Drosophilidae
Gene: Sirt1
Product: NAD-dependent protein deacetylase sirtuin-1
Biological process (GO): negative regulation of DNA-templated transcription
Cellular component (GO): nucleus; rDNA heterochromatin; nuclear inner membrane
Molecular function (GO): transcription corepressor activity; NAD+ binding; histone deacetylase activity, NAD-dependent
Source: RefSeq, a predicted model, not a curated record
ACUUGGUACACUUUCUGCACAUCCCUAGUGGGAGAAGAAGCCAUCUUGCUUUUUCAUCGGAAAAUUUUCCAGAAAUUACGGUCGAAAAUUACGAAAAAACCACUAUAAAAUUGGUUGGAAAAUUUUUUAAAAUUUCAAUUUAGUUCGGAUAAGUGAAAAAAGCUCGGGUCGCGUGCAAAUUUUGCCCCAAACGACCGCUGGAGAAUUUUUUCCACCAAGCCAAAUGGGUGCGAAGCUGACGACGUAAAAAUUUUUGUGUGUACCAACGAAAGAGCGGAGAAAACGGACGGCGCGAGAGCGCAAAGCGGAGAGACCGAGGAAACACUCGCGCACUGUUGGUAGUGUGGCAAGAAGAAGCAGCAGGCAGCAGCAACAGCGCAACUCGAGAGUUUUCUCUCUCCCUGUGACAAUUUGUUAGUGUGUGUAGGAAAAAUGAUGGAAAACUACGAAGAAAUUUGCCUGAGCCAUAUUAAGGCCAAGGAUCUGGGAGAUAUGGCCGAAGUGCAGUGCCAGAAUGCUCCAGAGUUUUUUGCACCAACCAAGUUUGAUUUUGGCGCCGAAAUUCUCGCCACAACGUCAACCGAGGCAGCGGCUUCGGUCACGACAGAGUCAGAGACCAUAGCUACAGCAACAUCAACAAUAGCAACAAGCGAACUGGCUGGCAAAGCAAAUGGUGAAAUCAAAACAAAAACAUUGGCUGCCAGGGAAGAACAAGAAAUUGGCGCCAAUUUGGAGCAAGACAUCAAAAAUACAAACAAAUUGGGAGCCUCCACAAACUCGGAGGGCGAGGACGAGGAGGAGGAGGAGGAAGACGACGACGAUGAGGACGACGAGGAUGAUGAUGAGGAUGAAGAUGGCGAGGGCGAGGGCACCAGCAACGAGGACGAGGACUCCAGCUCCAAUUGCUCCUCGACAGUGGGUCCCGAUUGGAAGCUGCGCUGGCUGCAACGUGAGUUUUACACAGGUCGUGUUCCCCGCCAGGUGAUUGCCAGCAUCAUGCCGCACUUUGCCACAGGUCUGGCCGCCGACACCGAUGACUCCGUGCUGUGGGACUACUUGGCCCACCUGUUGAACGAGCCAAAGAGGCGCAACAAGCUCUCCAAUGUAAAUACUUUUGACGAUGUCAUCGACUUGGAAAAGUCGCAGAAAAUCAUUGUGCUUACCGGGGCCGGGGUGUCCGUUUCCUGUGGCAUUCCCGACUUUCGAUCCACCAACGGCAUAUAUGCGCGGCUCGCGCAUGACUUUCCCGAUCUUCCCGAUCCGCAGGCCAUGUUUGAUAUCAACUACUUCAAGCGUGAUCCGCGACCCUUCUACAAAUUCGCCCGAGAGAUUUAUCCAGGGGAGUUCCAGCCAUCGCCCUGCCAUCGGUUCAUCAAGAUGCUGGAGACCAAAGGCAAGCUGUUGCGUAACUACACGCAGAACAUCGACACAUUAGAGCGCGUGGCGGGUAUCCAGCGGGUGAUCGAAUGUCACGGCUCUUUUUCCACGGCCUCAUGCACCAAGUGCCGAUUCAAGUGCAACGCCGACGCCCUGCGUGCUGACAUCUUUGCCCAGCGCAUCCCAGUCUGUCCGCAAUGCCAGCCAAAUAAGGAGCAAAGCGUGGACGCCUCUGUAGCCGUCACUGAAGAAGAACUCCGUCAGUUGGUGGAAAACGGCAUCAUGAAGCCGGACAUUGUUUUCUUUGGAGAAGGUCUGCCAGAUGAAUAUCACACAGUAAUGGGCACGACAAAGACAUUUGCAUUGCUGAUCGUCAUCGGAUCCUCACUAAAGGUACGACCUGUGGCCCACAUUCCCAGCAGCAUACCGGCAACGGUGCCGCAAAUUCUUAUCAAUCGCGAGCAGCUGCAUCACUUGAAGUUCGACGUGGAGCUGCUGGGCGACUCCGAUGUCAUCAUCAAUCAAAUUUGUCACCGACUCUCGGGCAACGAUGACUCCUGGCGGCAGCUGUGCUGUGAUGAGUCGGUGCUCACUGAGAGCAAAGAGCUGAUGCCACCAGAGCAUCAUCGCCAUCACCAUUACCACCAUUCAUCAUUGCACCACCACCACCGUCAUUGCAGUGCGGAUGAGAGCGAACGGCAAUCGCAACUGGAUACAGACACACAGUCGCUCAAGUCCAAUGGCUCGACGGACUACAUUCUGGGAUCAGCUGGAACCUGCUCAGAUAGCGGCUUUGAAUCCUCUACGUAUACAAGCGGCAAGCAGCGUUCAAGUGCCGCGGAUGCCGGCAUUGAACGCAUAAAGACAGACAUCCUGGUGGAACUAAACGAGACCUCGGCCGCCCUCAGCUGUGAUCGGCUGCUGCUGCAGGAACACCAAAGCACCAGUGUUACGGUGGAAAGCUAUCGUCAUCUGUCCAUCGAUUCCUCCAAGGACAGCGGGAUCGAGCAGUGCGAAAACGAAGCCACCCCCAGCAGCUAUGUGCGUCCCAGUAAUCUUGUCCAGGAGACGAAGACAGUGGCGCCCAGUUUAACGCCAACGCCAUCCCAGCGAGAGAAGCGUCAAACGGCAGCCGAGCGCCUAAAGCCAGGAACCUUUUACUCUCACACCAACAACUAUUCGUAUGUGUUCCCUGGAGCUCAGGUUUUCUGGGACAACGAUUACAGUGAUGAUGACGACGAGGAGGAGGAGAGAGGCAACACACAUACGGAUAUCUUUGGCAGUCUGGGGCCCAACUAUGAGGAUGACGAUGAAGAGGAAGCCUGCGAUCUUAAUGCCGUUCCUUCGCCCCUGCUCCCACCCUCUCUGGAGGCACACAUUGUCACUGAGAUAGUUAGUGGCGCUGACGAACCUCCGGCCUCUAACCUAAGUCCCGGCAAUAAGCGUCCCGGCUGUCUUCUUGAAGAACAGCCUGCGGUCAUGCCAUUACCCGCAAUUGAGACGGAAACUCCGCCCCUAAAAAAGCGUCGACCCAGCGCGGAGGAUAAAGAGCAUCAGAACACGCAGACCCAGGAGAGUCCGCCGGGACAAUUAACAGCAGCUUCAGCAGCAGUGUAAAUGUACAUUUGGCCCUGCUACUAGUUUAGUAUUUAUUUUAAAUCCAAUAUAAACCAACUAGUAAACAAAAGGCACACCGACACACACAACUCGCAACAGAAGAAACAAUGUCGAAGAAGCUCCGAAUUUGAAGCAGUUCGCCUUCUUCCCCCAUUUGCACUCCAGAAAUUAGUUUGGUAAAAUUGGAAUAACCAUUAUUUUCAAUAUUUUGCUUCCUACCGGCCAAAUUUGAGCAGAGGCGCAAAUAGGGAACUAGGACCACUAGAUUACUCAACACGCGAGGCUUUAGAGACACCCAAUCCUCGUUUCUUGAAAGUUAAAACUUACACCAACCAACUCCUCCCUCCCAAUUAUGAUAUUUUUCUUUGCGAAAAGCUCUUAGUUUAUUUAUUAUCACCUAUUGCAAAACGAAACGCUGUAAAUGUUAGUAUUUUAUUAUAUUAAGUUGUUAUUGAGGCCUUUUUAGAUAAAACGGAAAAAAGAGAUGAGCGAAAAGUGGGAAAACCCCCUACGAACCAGGGGGUUUUUAUUUGUUUUCAAAGAAAAUCAGCGCCUCAACUUUAAAGCUAGAAUUAAGAAUAAAAUAUUCAAUACUAUAAAUGAUGUAACAACCAGAGGAAAAGAAAAAACAUUUAGACUUAGUUAAUAACUAGACACAAACAAAAAACACACACACUCUGUAUAUAAGCACUAUUCUUUAAUUUGUACUGUACAUUAUCCUUUUCUACUCUUUUUUGUCUCUUAUCUCCCUAUCGGUUAUGGCAACUAUAUUUUCAACAAUUUUACACUCACACACCCACAUCAGAUUUGAUCAGAAUAUAUAUACAUACAUAUAAAUGUGGUUAUAUAGAAGCGAAUACACCAGUUUCGUCAUUUGGUGUGCGUGUUAAAAGUGUUUAAUCAAAAAUUAGCAUAAAUAUUUAGCCACCAAACAACACAGUGUAAACUUAGCAGUAAGAAUUUAGUCUGUAUGUCAUCAAAGUGUAUUAAUAUCCACAAUAUAAACAACUCUAAAAAAGAAAG